AUGCGCGUCUCGUUAGAAAGCGGUGCGAACGACAAUGACGUUGAAGAUGACGCGAACCAUCCUCUUACCGGAGCUGCCAGAGACGAAGAAGCCCAUCUGUUGACAAGAGAAGAGAUGGACUUCGAAGACAACGCGUUGCCUGCGCGUAGUGGCCGACGUGCUUUCCUUCGCUUCUUGCGCGGUCCAGAGCCACCUCGCAUCCAGUCCAUUCAGCCAGUCUUCCCAGCCAUCCAAGCGUAUCCGGCGCAAUGGACGGAAGCACACGGGUUCAAUAAACCCAUCUGGCUCUUUGCUGUGCUACUGCUGUGGCUUGUCAUCUUCAUGUGGUUUCUCACGGCACAACUACCGCUUCGCGAUGGGGAUGGCAAUAGCGUGAUCAACCUCGAUUGCGUAGACACGCUCUGGAAACGAAAGAACGAAUGCGGAAUCGAUGGGAUCAAUUGCCGCCCUUUCAGCAACCAUUCAUUCGCCUUCCGGUGUCCAGCAAAGUGCGGCGACGUGCAGAUCUUGAAUCCGCACAUUGUUGGACCUCUCGAAGUAAACUACCGACCGCUUGUCAUCGGUACGGGAUCUUACCGUGGAGACAGUUUCAUCUGCGGAUCCGCGAUCCAUGCUGGCAUUGUGGAUGGCCGGAAAGGUGGUAAGGAACUGCCCGUACGAACUGUGUAUAAGACAUAUACUGACAUGUUAUCUUCAUCCUCGUAG
Alternaria hordeiaustralica is the source of this 705-nucleotide messenger RNA. RefSeq lists its product as uncharacterized. NCBI's taxonomy places the organism in Eukaryota, Fungi, Ascomycota, Dothideomycetes, Pleosporales, Pleosporaceae. The record is from RefSeq and is a predicted model, not a curated record. The transcript has a single exon. Bases 1 to 705 code for a protein of 234 amino acids.